GCGCUAAAUCGAUCACUUUCGUCAGCUACCUUCACUCUCGAGGCCGUCAGAGCAAAACCCUAGAAUCUCCAGUUCUUCUCUACGUCUUUGCGUGUUUGAGAAAUGUCGACGGUGCCGGGGCAGCUCAUCUGGGAGAUCGUGAAGAAAAACAACUCUUUUUUGGUGAAGGAGUUCGGAAAUGGAACAGCUAGCGUUAAGUUCAGCAAGGAGCCCAACAAUCUCUACAACAUCCACUCUUUCAAGCACUCAGGAUUGGCAAACAAGAAAACUGUGACCAUUCAACCAGGAAAAGAUCAGACUGUGGUCCUUGCUACUACAAAAACAAAGAAGCAGAACAAGCCAUCCACUCUGCUCAACAAGUCUGUCAUGAAGAAGGAGUUUCACCGAAUGGCCAAGGCUGUUUCAAACCAGGUGUGUGAUAACUACUACAGACCUGACUUGAAGAAAGCAGCUCUUGCAAGGCUGAGUGUUGUCCACAGAAGCCUUAAGGUUGCCAAAUCAGGUGCCAAGAAGAGGAACAGGCAAUCAUCUUAGAACACAGUCAGAAGUAGUUUGGGCUCGAUUGCCUUUCCAAGCAUCUGGAUGCUUAAUGGAAUACUAAAGAUUUUGCUGAUUUCAUUUUCUCUUGAAUUUUUGAUUUGGACACAAAUACAUCAGUUGAUAACAUUGCUUUUUGUUUUACAUGUAUCCUUGAAUCUUUGUUUUAUCUAAUGGGAUGCAAUCUUUUUUGAGAAA
Molecule: messenger RNA, 735 nt
Organism: Salvia splendens (bonfire salvia)
Lineage: Eukaryota; Viridiplantae; Streptophyta; Magnoliopsida; Lamiales; Lamiaceae
Product: 60S ribosomal protein L28-1
Exons: 4
Coding region: 103-534 (143 amino acids)
Biological process (GO): translation
Cellular component (GO): ribosome
Molecular function (GO): structural constituent of ribosome
Source: RefSeq, a predicted model, not a curated record